UGAGACAAUGAAAUCAGUCCGUAUCAUAUCCUCAAAUCCCAAAUCUCUAGGCUUUUCUCUUGCGGUCUCUUGAACAUUCUAAAAAAUGGAAUUGGUUUCGGACGAGAAGGAUUUUAGGUUCACCUCUCAUUCUCCCACUUGGGAUGACACAGAACCCAAGCUGAAGAAGCAGAGGCUAGGUGGAAAAAGCGAUGGAAUCAGCAGCGGUAGCAACAGUAAUGGAAGCGGUAGAGACAGCAACAACAAUGGAAGCGGAGUCACCAACGUCUUCAUUGGCAACAAUCAGGAUGAUGUCUACUUUGUGGAAUACAAGUAUAUGCUAUUAUCUCGGGCUUUGUUCUGGCCUUUCCCCUUUGGACAGGGCCUAGACCUAUCAAUUUCACCAAAGAAGAUGAUCGAGAUAGUUAUGGAACACAAUCUAUGAGGUGCAUCGAGGUUGCUCCAGGAAACCUAAAGGAGAAACUGCAACUGGUUGGCAUAGUGAGGGCCAAUUACACUUUUGGCUAUGGCUUUGUGUAUUGGAUAACUAUGGAUGUCAGGAACAAAGGAACAAAGAUACAGGUGAAAUCAAAACUUGCAUAUGUAAAGUCCACCAUGGAAUUAAGGCUGGAGACGAGGAUGAUAUGAUUGUGUUGAACAUUUCAAUUUUAUCCCUUGAAACCUUAAAUAUCCAUCUGCAAGGUGACUGUUGUUUUUU
Messenger RNA from Cuscuta campestris, 697 nucleotides. The record is from the annotation of a GenBank genome assembly. NCBI's taxonomy places the organism in Eukaryota, Viridiplantae, Streptophyta, Magnoliopsida, Solanales, Convolvulaceae.